AUGGUCCAGCAGGAGCACAGGGGUCCUGUAAUGGGGGCCCCCCAAGACUCAGCUCCCGUGACGACCACUGUGAUCAACAUCCGUAGUGAGACAGCCGUGCCCGACCACGUCGUCUGGUCCCUGUUCAACACCAUGUUCAUGAACUGGUGCUGCCUGGGCUUCGUGGCCUUCGCCUACUCCGUGAAGUCUAGGGACCGGAAGAUGGUGGGUGACAUGACUGGGGCCCAGACUUAUGCCUCCACCGCCAAGUGCCUGAACAUCUGGGCCCUGGUCUUGGGCCUCCUUCUGACCACUGGAUCCAUUGUUCUUCUGGUGUUUGUCUACGCUACAGCCUACAGUGUACUUUUAAAGUCUAUGCAGGAGAACAAUGGGUACCACUAG
Molecule: messenger RNA, 381 nt
Organism: Odobenus rosmarus divergens (Pacific walrus)
Lineage: Eukaryota; Metazoa; Chordata; Mammalia; Carnivora; Odobenidae
Gene: IFITM1
Product: interferon-induced transmembrane protein 1-like
Exons: 2
Coding region: 1-381 (126 amino acids)
Biological process (GO): host-mediated suppression of symbiont invasion; response to interferon-alpha; type I interferon-mediated signaling pathway
Cellular component (GO): plasma membrane
Source: RefSeq, a predicted model, not a curated record